This is a messenger RNA of Acanthoscelides obtectus, 1167 nucleotides long. Lineage: Eukaryota; Metazoa; Arthropoda; Insecta; Coleoptera; Chrysomelidae. The record is from the annotation of a GenBank genome assembly.
AUGCAACCUUCAACCGACGGUAAUCGCGUAGACGAGAAUCCCUCAACAAGCACUAGAGACUUGGCUAGAGAAGUGCAAGUAUCAAAAACUAAAGUGUGGCAAACGCUGCGUGAGGAGGGGCUGUAUCCGUUUCACGUCCAACGUGUACAAGCCCUUCAACCUGACGAUUUUCCAGCAAGAGUGCGGUUUUGUGAGUGGUUGGUGCAUCAACAUGACAAUAAUCCAGACUUUUUGAAGUGCAUAUUGGUGACAGACGAAUCUACGUUCACGCGUAAUGGGGUGAAUAACUUUCGCAACACUCAUGUUUGGUCAGUAGAAAAUCCGCACGCUGUCCGCCGGGCACAUUUUCAACAAACCUUUUCGGUGAAUGUUUGGGCUGGCAUGGUGAACGGUAUGCUCAUUGGACCAUUUAUUCUCCCAAAUCGAUUGGACGGGAUGCAAUACCUAGACUUUUUACGCAACAUUUUGCCUUCCUGGUUUGCCUGCAGAGAUAAGAGAAGAAAAUUCUUGGUUGCAUGUAUUCUCUAUUCGAACUUUCAAGGACAAUUAUCGCAACAAGAAUGCCUUGCUGAGUUACUGUCUUUUUUCGGCAACGAAGCGCCACAUCAGUCGACAAUUUCCCGUUCGCAUGGAGAAUUCAAACGUGGUCGGGUGAGUCUUAGCGACGAUCCCAGGGUGGGUGUACCAAAAACGGCAGUCACCCAGCAAAACGUCGAUUUUGUGCUCAAACUCAUCAGUGAAAAUAGACAUGUGACAUAUCGCGAGAUUGAGGCGUCCUUGAGGAUCUCAAAAACCUCAAUUCAAAAGAUUUUACAUGAAGAAUUAGGAGUAAGAAAAUUAGUUUCUCGUUGGAUACCCCACCUGUUGACUGAAGAGCAGAAAGCAGCCAGGGUUAAUUGGUCUCAAAAAACGCUUGACCGUUUCAAUUCCGGAAACUCAAAAAAUGUGUACAGCAUGUGUUGCAACCCCGAAAGAAGAAUCAUCCUCCACCAAGACAAUGCAAGCUCGCACGCAGCCCAAAAAACAAGGCAGUAUUUAACGAAAGAAAACGAGGAAUUAUUACUGCGUGGUCAAAGGUUCCAGUCACCAAAAGAAGCAGUUGACGCAUUCAAAAAUGCCGUUUUGGAUCUGCGAGCAAACGACUGGUAUAAGUGCUUCGAAAAUUAG